AUGGACCGGAUGGGAGUCGUGAAGUUGAACGGUUUGAACUACUGCAGCUGGAAGCGCAAGGCGGAGUUCCUGCUCAUCCGGGAUGAUUUGUGGCGGGCGCGGGCCACGAUCGGGCUGCUGAUGGAGGACUCCCAGUUGCCUUUCAUCAAGAAUGCGACGACGGCUAAGCUUUGCUGGAACGCCCUGAAGGACCACUUUGAGACGGUCACCCUGACGUCUAAGGUGGCUCUGCUGAAGCGAUUGUGCGGGAUGCAGUACUCGGAAGGAGAGAACAUCCAGCAGCAUGUCCAGCAGAUGGAAGAAAUUUUCGAGAGGCUGGCGAUGGCUGACCAAGAGCUGGACGAGGACCUGUGCGUGGCCAUGAUCCUGCGGAGUUUGCCAAGCUCGUUUAACACCCUUACGACGGCUUUGGAGGCGAGGUCCAACGAGGAAUUGACUCUGAAGCUGGUCAAGAUGAAACUGGUGGACGAAGUGGCCAAAAGUGGAACUCGCGGAGCCGGCGAAUCUGUCCUCCAGGUUGACCACCAGAAGCGCAAGAAGGUGUUGACGGCUCACGAGGACGUUAAGGAGAAUUUUUCAUUUUGA
Molecule: messenger RNA, 585 nt
Organism: Culex quinquefasciatus (southern house mosquito)
Lineage: Eukaryota; Metazoa; Arthropoda; Insecta; Diptera; Culicidae
Exons: 2
Coding region: 1-585 (194 amino acids)
Source: RefSeq, a predicted model, not a curated record